Lecanosticta acicola is the source of this 505-nucleotide messenger RNA. The record is from the annotation of a GenBank genome assembly. NCBI's taxonomy places the organism in Eukaryota, Fungi, Ascomycota, Dothideomycetes, Mycosphaerellales, Mycosphaerellaceae.
AUGGCAAGAUGCUACCAGAAUGGCGAUGGGACGUCGUCUUGCUACGAUAGCUACUGGGACAGUUGGGUCCGAUGGCUCGUCCUAGCUUUGAUCAUCAUCGGCGCAUUCCUCAUCUUCUUCCUCUUCAGGUACGUCGCAUCGACCAAAUCCCACAUGUGACAUACAGCAGCUAACACGACGUUGUAGCUGCGUGUCCGCUCGCCGACGAAGGCAAUACGGUCAUCAGCCCUACCGCGGUACUGGCUGGGCACUUGGACGCACGCCAGCAGGCCAUGGAGCGCCCACCUACACCCAGCAGCCUCACUACGCAAACCAGGGCCCGUACUACAACAACUCGAAUAACCCCGCGCCUCCGCCAGCUUACACCCCUCCGCCGGACAACGGGUACUACGGAAACAAUGAUGUGGAACUACAACCGCCGCAACAGUCGUAUGGUGGAUAUCGCAGUGGAGAGGGUCAGGUGUACGAGCCACCGAAGGGUCCACCACCGACUCACAACAAGUGA